AAAGUGUUGUGGUGUUAUCUGGGGACGUAUCGGUGAUCCGUGGCUGGUGUAGAAAUACUUAGCUGUGUACGUAAAACUUUACAUUCUUCAACCUGCCGACUCUCCACGCAUUAUCUCUGUAUACAUACGUACAUAUAUACACGGCGACCUCCGGUCAUGGAAAUUCUUUUCUUUAAACACAAGAUUACAUUGCUACGCGUGAUUACUCUUUUGAGUGCCAUGGAAUAUACUAUUUGAAUUUAAUCACGGAAAAGGUUUUAUUUUACUCGGAAAAUGACGAGUGCCUAUAUUACACAACUAUUUCACUGAGGACGGGUAAGUUUUAAUCGCUCUCAGAGAGGCGGUCAAGUUGGUGUAACGCUGACACUUGAAGGUACACAUCGAUACAGUAGGGUACUCGUACCUUAGUCCUAAUAUUACUACAGGGUAUCUUUUCUGAUUUCUAUCAUUUGGACAGGAAGGAGUGCAGACUCAUAAAGGAACGAUAUCUUUAUGGAGUUCUAUAAGUGUAAUGACUAAAUAGGACCCACUCUACCUAAUUGCCACACGGACAGGAUUAUUAUACAUUAAUCACCGAGACCUGGACUGAUAUGAUAAUUAGUAUAUUUAGUAAGGCAAGUACAUUUAGUAUAUAAUUAUCAGAGACGUUAAUUACUGUACUGCAAUACGGAGGUGUAUGUUACAACGCCACACUAACAGCACAUGGCGAACACGGAUGCUGCAUGAUUACAAUAGCCAGGAAUGUUGGAUUGCCCAAAUUGCAUCCACGCUUCGUCACAUUACGUAUCCUACGAGAAAGCUUUACACUGGCGAGAACGUAAUAAGCACAAUGUCUUAUAGUCAUCCUAUUUGAUAGCAGACGUGCAGCUAACAGGGAGUCUGUGUGUGCGCCAGUAGCUGUAGGAAUCUCGGGCACGUAGUCCUCAGAGGUGGUACAAACGUCAACACGGAAAUGAUACUGGAAGACUGACAAGUGUCAUUGACGAAAGAUGUACUUUAGUGAUGUGUCAUUGCAAAGGCAUCUUUAAAUGUUUGUUUUUGGUUAUGAUAUGAUACGUUCAAAGAGGAAACUAUUCGUCAGACUGUUGAACAACGGACACGUCUCAAUACGUUAGUGCCUUUCUGAAACCCAGAUACGUGUCAACGAGGAAGUUAUUAACGGUAAGACAACUGUCAGCGGACAACUGGGUUUAGGUGAAACACGGAAGGACAUGUGUCAACUAACAACUAUCGAACGGAGAACCACGUAUCAAUAAGUGUUUAAUGAGAAGACAUACUGAAAGUGAAGUCUUUAAAAUUAAUAGCAAGCAGAUUACAUGACGUACUUUGAUGUUCUAGAUGGAUGCAGUCUGUCUUGAUUAACAAACAUUAAUUAACCAAAGUGUCAUCGGUGGAAACUAGGAAAUAGCCAUUCUGUUGUAAUUGGUAAAUAUGACAAACGUGUUAUCCCAACAGAAUUCUCUAUAUAGAUGUCGAUAUCUUAUCGAAAUCUGACUCGAAUUUUAACAAUGGUUUCUCUGAGCAGGAAUAGGUAAUAUCCCGAAGGAUUCGAGCCAUAUGUCGGUCAACAGUUCCAGUGGAAUUUAAAUUCAUAAACGUUAACCUUUGAUUGAUUGUUAUUGACAAAUAUUGAUCCAAAACCUGUGCAGCAGAAAAGUAAGUGCCGAGUAUCACCAUGAAAAAAUACUUUUGGCCAUCAGCUUCUUCUGUUGCCAUGGAUAACGGACGACAAAGGGCCCAUUCCGCGUCGUCAUUGAAGUCGCUGAGUUUGUAUGCCCCCGGACAGAAAUGGUCCAAUCGACAAGCCCGGAGUACCCCGGAACUCCGACUCUACAUGCAACAGUCUAUGUUAAGCGGCCUCAACACGACUGUCCCCCAAAGUCUGGUCCCACAAGACUUCAACUCAUGCCACAAACCCAGGAAAAAGUGUCGCCAUGACCGACAGUCGUGUCGAGGUUUCUGCCACGAAUGUUGUACCUUGAAGUUAUUCCUCGUCAUCCUUCAGUUACUUGUGGGGGCGACAAUUUCUGGGGCGGCAUUUUAUCUUUAUUUCUUUUCUACAAAAUCCUUGAAGAUCAGAGAAACUUCCUUCUGGGCAGGAAUUCCGUUGUUCCUGGCUGGUGUUCUGGGGAUAUAUCACUGUGCCAAUGACUACGAGAAUUACAUAGGCAGCACAAAACAUUUUAUACUCAAGGCCGCCUGCUUCUUGCUGUCUUUGGUCUGUAUAUUCAUUUGUCUGGUAGCCAGCACAUUUCCCGUCAUCCACAUCGCCAGGCUGUACACCUUCAAACAUUGUGAAAAUCAAGCCAAUGACUGCCUCUGCUACGAAUCACAUGACCAGUCGUCACGCCAAUUUACAUAUAAGGAGUUGGGGAAUUGUGACCUGUUAUUCUGUGUGAUAAAGAUCCUGUUGAUAGUUGAAAGCUCUGCAUGUAUUCUCGGUAGUAUUAUAUCUUUUUGGUACGUUAUACUUCUGUGGCGAUCCAAAUAUGGCGGGAUUUAUUCAGGGAUCCGUUAUUCGUCGACGUCAAACGGGCACGUGCAAAGAGGCGUGGUGUAACGAUACAUGAUAAUACUUAUAUGGAAAAGACAUUCCUUUAGAUACGCUGUGCAUUCUCAAUUUUCAUUAAUAUAUUUUUCGAGAAAGUAUACAUGUUUUGAAAUGUUCAUAUAUACACCAAUCACCAGUAUUAUCUGUACAAGGUACCCAUCACUAGAAAGUACUGUGUUUGGAUAUAGGUCAACCGGAAACGGAAACCGUUAUACCAUUACAAUGGAGAUGUUUCAUGUGGAUAGAAGAAAAAAAUAGAAUAUUGCAUGAUUAAAGACAUUCAAGAAUAGAGAAAUUCCCAAUAACACUUAAACUGUGUUCCUGAGUAUUUGGAAAAAGGAUAUUCCGAAUACCAGGACAAACAAACUGCAUCCAGAACUUGGAUAAUUAGAAUUCAAAUAUCUAGUGUAUCAUAAUACUCAGCCAUAGAUCGUAGAUUGAACCAUCUUGACUGGUCACAACACACCCUCGAAGAUGCUAUCCUCUGUGGUGUUAGUUCUGUGAUCGGCAGCCUGUAUUUGAUUGUCUAAUUACCAUGCGCACAUGUCUUAAAUUAUCUACGAUAUUAAUGCCCCACAUGUUCACUUACUAUAAUUUCUGUCUAUCGGUAACCAUAUUUUAAUGUUCAACAUUGUGCAAUAUGUAUAAUUAAAGUAACUUCUUAUCAA
Ylistrum balloti is the source of this 3219-nucleotide messenger RNA. RefSeq lists its product as uncharacterized. The record is from RefSeq and is a predicted model, not a curated record. NCBI's taxonomy places the organism in Eukaryota, Metazoa, Mollusca, Bivalvia, Pectinida, Pectinidae. The transcript is spliced from 3 exons. The coding region runs from base 1676 to 2560 and encodes 294 amino acids. Gene Ontology annotation, cellular component: sarcolemma; dystrophin-associated glycoprotein complex.